Molecule: messenger RNA, 1481 nt
Organism: Manduca sexta (tobacco hornworm)
Lineage: Eukaryota; Metazoa; Arthropoda; Insecta; Lepidoptera; Sphingidae
Product: major facilitator superfamily domain-containing protein 9
Exons: 5
Coding region: 214-1443 (409 amino acids)
Biological process (GO): transmembrane transport
Molecular function (GO): transmembrane transporter activity
Source: RefSeq, a predicted model, not a curated record
CAACAUAGUUGAUCAUUUGUCACUUCACCAAAGGACACGAACACUGUUGUUUGUAGCAUGCAGUUUUAAUUUUACUUUAUUUAUUUUUAUAUUUAAAGUUUAUAACAUAUACCUAUAAUUAUUGUUUUAUAUAUACAAUUAAAUAACAUUAACUAUUAGAAUUGCAAUAAAUAAUAUUAUGAUAAUUGUUACAGCAAGUAGUGUUUUAUUAAAAUGUCAUUAACAAUAUGCCUACUUCAAGCAAUUGCGUUUUUGGAUUUGUUAGCAGUUGGCCUUAUAGUCCCACUGGUACCUAGCCAUGUUCGGAAGAUGGGUGCCAACCACAUCUAUGUGGGCUUACUUGGUUCCAUAUACUCAGGGUUCCAGUUGGGUUCCGGACCUCUUAUAGGAAGUUUAAGUGAUUUAAAAGGCCGUAAAACAAUAUUAAUUAUGACUUUAUUGAUAUGUGGUGCUGGAUAUACAAUUCUUGGAAUAACAGAAUCAAUAUUUGUUAUAUUGUUUCUAAGAGCAGUGUUGGGAUUAUUUAAACAAACACAAAUGUUAACGAAAGCACUUGUGCCCGAUUAUGAAACGAAUGAGGCGAGGCAAGCUGAGAUUUAUGGUAAAAUGGCUGCAAUAUCAAGUGCAGGUAUUACAUUGGGACCUGUCAUUGGAGGACACAUUGUUGAGGACCAUCCAGAAAACGGUUUUACAUUUAUUGCAGCGGUGUGUGGCAUCGGCUUUGUUGUUAAUGCAGGAUUGUCUUAUUUUCUGCCAAAACCACUUACAAGACAAAAGAAAAAAAGCAGGGGAAAUGAAGAACAAGCUAUUAAUCUUUUGUACACAUUUUUCAGUAGUAUCAAACAGUCAUUUGUAGAACUGUACAAAGUUGAGUGGUCUAUAUAUUGGGAUGUAUUCUUGUUCAAAGCCUUAGUUGGAUUCGCAAUGGGUGUUUAUUAUUCAAACUAUUCCCUUUACCUACAAUCAACUUAUAAUCUCACACCAAAAUACGUAGGUUAUGUGAUAUCUUUCCAAGGAAUUAUAGGUUCUGUAUCCAGUUUCUUUAUAGGAUUUAUUAAUAGUUUUUAUAAAAAAGACGAAGACUAUAGUCAGAGAAAUUUCCAUGUAUUUGUAUUAUUGAGUAUGUCAUUACUCGGUUUGAUUUUGUCAUUCAAUAUUUAUAUCUAUGUGAUUUGGUUAGUUCCUUUAGCAAUAAGUAAUGCUAUAGCUAGGUUGGUGACAUUGGAGAUGGUGUUAAAGAGGAGUCACGGUGACCACAGAGGAACUUUAAUAGGAGCUUCCAACAGUGUCAGGUCGUUAGCAGGGGUGGUAGCACCUAUGGUGUCAGGAUAUAUUGGACAUUACUUCGGUGUGAGAUAUGUUAUAUAUGCGUCACUAGUAUCAGCUGUUAUAGGUCUUUCAAUGAGUUGCCAUUUUAGAAGAAAAAGAUUAAAAAUUGAUUGAUACUAUAUUUCAUUAAUAAAUAUUUUAUUAUUAAUGAA